Messenger RNA from Metarhizium brunneum ARSEF 3297, 1089 nucleotides. It is a transcript of the gene SDL1, whose product is annotated as L-serine dehydratase. Gene Ontology annotation, molecular function: pyridoxal phosphate binding; threonine deaminase activity; L-serine ammonia-lyase activity. The record is from RefSeq and is a predicted model, not a curated record. Gene Ontology annotation, biological process: L-threonine catabolic process; L-serine catabolic process. NCBI's taxonomy places the organism in Eukaryota, Fungi, Ascomycota, Sordariomycetes, Hypocreales, Clavicipitaceae.
AUGACCGUCAAAGCAGCAACUCACUCCAAGAUCCCCUGGAUCGAAACCCCGCUCAUCAAGUCGGCGACCCUGAGCGCCGCCGCCGGAUGCAACGUCUUCCUCAAACUUGAGAACCUCCAGCCGUCGGGAUCCUUCAAGUCCCGCGGCAUAGGCAACUAUCUCGUCUCGCAACUCGCCGCUGUUCAGGCUGCCGACACGCGCUCCGCCAGAAAGCCGCACUUUUACUGCUCAUCCGGCGGCAACGCUGGUCUCGCCUGUGUCCAUGGCGCCAUCACCCUGGGCUGCGAGGCGACCAUUGUCGUCCCCCUCAGCACGACGCCGUACAUGGUGGGCAAGCUGCGAGAGGCCGGCGCCACAGAGGUCAUCCAACAGGGCGCCUCGUGGCAAGAGGCGGACAAGUACCUGACCGAGACCCUGAUGCCGGACGCGACGGCGCGAGGCGAGGCGGCCAUCUACGUCCCGCCCUUUGACGCGCAGCAGGUCUGGGACGGAAACGCAGGCAUUACCAAGGAGAUUGUGAGGCAGUUACCCGCCACGGAGAGGCACUAUCCCAUCAAUGGGGCUGCUGGUGACGGGAAUGCAAACCCGGCCACGAGUGUGCCAAAAAUCGACGCGAUUGUGUGCAGUGUCGGCGGGGGCGGGUUGUUUGCCGGCAUCGUGCAGGGGAUCGACGAGUUGGGGCUGAAGCAGACGACGGUCGUUGCGGUCGAGACUGAGGGCGCCGACUCGUUGGCGCAAGCAAUCGCCAGGGGGGAGCUGGUUACCCUGCCGGCAAUCACGAGCCGAGCGACGAGCUUGGGCGCGAGACGAGUCUGCCAGCGGGCAUUUGAGUAUGGCAUGAGAGACGCGGUGACCAGUGUUGUCCUGCCGGACUCAGAGGCCAUCGGUGCGUGUAGGAGGUUCCUAGAUGAGGAGCGUCUGCUGGUCGAGCUGGCUUGUGGCGUGUGCCCUGCGCUCUGCUACAACGGACAGCUGGAGAAGUUGGUUCCGGGGUUCAAUGAGAGUAGUGUAGUUGUGUUGGUUGUGUGUGGGGGGAGCAACAUGACGUUGGAGAUGAUGGAUCAAUACGCGGGCGAGCAGGCGAAAUAA